AUGAACUUCCCAACUGUCAACGAGCAGGAGAGCUUGGAAUUUCUCUCCAAGUUCAUUCAGAUUCCGUCUCACUCCAAGCACGCAGCUGAAAUUGAUGCCAUCAAGUAUAUGACCACUGCUCUUCAGGCCAUUGAGUUGGAAGCCCAAAGCAUCGAAUUCACCGAUAAAACCGAUGGGAUGCUUCGGUGCAACUCCGUCGGGGUAUGGAAGGGGACCGGACAUGUCAGCGGUGGCAGGAGUCUUCUUUUCAACGGUCACGUGGACGUCAACCCUGUUACUGAAGGAUGGACUGUCGACCCCUACGCAGGCAAGUACGAUAAGGCAGAAACAUAUGUGCAAAACGACAACAAAUUCAUCUACGGAAUCGGGGUUUCGAACAUGAAGUCAGGAUGCUGUGCCUACUAUAUGGCGGUUAAGACAUUGAAAGAUGCGGGGUGGAAGGUUCUGAAGGACGUUACUUUAACCUACGUGGUAGGGGAAUUACAGGGAGGAGCCGGUACGGUGGCUCUUUUGGAACAGGGAAAAAUUACCAAGGAAACGGCUGACUGUUUCAUCAACUGUGAACCCACGGAUGUGUACGGGCUAGUAAUGCACGCCGGUAGUGCCAUUUUUGAAAUUAAUAUCAUUGGUGAUACUCGGCACAUGUCGAAGCGAGAAGAGGCUACCGAUGCCAUUUUGUGUUCAAUGGAGGCCAUCCAAAAAUUGACAUAUAUGACGUUUUCGGACCCCCGCAGCCUGGUGCACGAGAGCGUGAACCGGUGUCAUGUUGGCACGAUCCACGGAGGGUUGGGCCGCAACUACGAGAGUUGGAGGGCGCCGCAAGUGGCAGAUUUUGUGACGAUUACUGGAGCCGCGCGUUACGCUCCUGGGCAGAACGAAGCCAUCGUGUUGGCGGACUUGCGGCGCGAGCUCGAGUCGGUGCAGGUGCAGCAUCCAAAAAUGAAGUUCGAAUUGCUGCUUGUGAAACACGACUUUAUGCCACCGUUCGAGGUGGACCCCAGCGCCGACAUCGUGCAAACUUUGAACAGAGGCUAUAAGGCGGUGCGUGGUGUGGACCAACCCACGGGGGCGUUGAAACCGCCAUGUUUCUACGGCAGUGAUGCCGGCCAUCUUUAUGAGAAGUUGGGGAUGGAGGGAAUAGUCUGUGGUCCGGGAGGCAAGUUUAAUACGAUGCCUGACGAACGGGUGGAUAUUGUGGAUUAUUUGGAUUGUAUCCGGGUAUUUAUGCGGGUCAUUGUAGAGACCUGUGGGGGCUACCACGAGUAA
This is a messenger RNA of Yamadazyma tenuis ATCC 10573, 1266 nucleotides long. Its product is annotated as M20 family metallopeptidase. Lineage: Eukaryota; Fungi; Ascomycota; Pichiomycetes; Serinales; Debaryomycetaceae. Gene Ontology annotation, molecular function: hydrolase activity. The record is from RefSeq and is a predicted model, not a curated record.